Molecule: messenger RNA, 419 nt
Organism: Theileria parva strain Muguga
Lineage: Eukaryota; Apicomplexa; Aconoidasida; Piroplasmida; Theileriidae
Exons: 5
Coding region: 144-419 (91 amino acids)
Source: RefSeq, a predicted model, not a curated record
UAUAAUCUUAACCAAAUUUACAUAAUUUUAUAUAAAUUGAUUGAAUUUAAAAUAUCUUUCAAUAAUUUAACAUAAUUUAUUAGUUUUUUAAUGUUUUUUUCCAAAAUUUUAAUUUCACAUUUUUAAUAUAAUUAUGAUAAUACAUGAGAAUAACUUCAAGUAUAAUACUUCUGAUAAACUUUGUAAAUGGCUUAGCUCCUUUACUUGAAGUUAAUCAACCUCCUUAUACUCUCAUCAAUGUGAAUCUUGAACACAACUCCAACAUCGACUCUAUCUCACGUAUGGGAGUGGAUGAGCGAAAUUCCAAACAAAUAAACUUCAACAUUUAUCAAGAAGAGAAGAACGAGGAAUUGGAAGAAAAGUAUAAAAAAUUAAAGAAAAAUCAAGAAGAUUUAUACAAUAAGAUCAUCCUACAAUAA